This is a messenger RNA of Nilaparvata lugens (brown planthopper), 606 nucleotides long. RefSeq lists its product as uncharacterized. The transcript has 2 exons. NCBI's taxonomy places the organism in Eukaryota, Metazoa, Arthropoda, Insecta, Hemiptera, Delphacidae. Bases 1 to 606 code for a protein of 201 amino acids. The record is from RefSeq and is a predicted model, not a curated record.
AUGAACCCCCAAACACCACGCCUUUUUGGACUACCUAAAAUUCAUAAACCAGGCAUACCUAUCAGACCAGUUGUAUCAGGCAUAAACUCACCAACAUCAAAACUGGCCUACAAACUCAACAUCCUCUUCAGGAGCUACACAGCAUUCAAGCCCACCUACUCAAUAAGGAAUUCAAGUGAUUUGAUUGAGAAGAUACAAGACAUAAAGCUUCAAAGUACCAACAAACUGGUUUCCUUUGAUGUGAAAAACCUCUUCACCAGUGUGCCUGUUAAGGAAAGUAUGAACAUUGCAGAAUCUAUCAUCAAAGAAGCAAAUAUUGGAGACAACCAGACACAAGAUUUCAUGAACUGCCUAAAACUGUGUACAGGUCAAGAUUUUUUCAAGUUUGAUGGAAUUUUUUUCAGACAAGUGACAGGUCUAGCAAUGGGCUCACCACUUUCACCAUUGCUAUCAGACAUCUAUAAGGACAAUUUAGAAAAACAAAUUAUGGACAGCAGUCUAUUGUGCGAGCCAUCCUGGAAGAACAUCAAGUUCCUGUUCAACAAGUCGCUGUUCCUCAAGGCAGUCGAAGGCACAACCACAAACUUGUUGAGAAUAUGGGGAUGA